Molecule: messenger RNA, 999 nt
Organism: Perca fluviatilis (European perch)
Lineage: Eukaryota; Metazoa; Chordata; Actinopteri; Perciformes; Percidae
Product: protein ANTAGONIST OF LIKE HETEROCHROMATIN PROTEIN 1-like
Exons: 5
Coding region: 1-999 (332 amino acids)
Source: RefSeq, a predicted model, not a curated record
AUGGAGGCUGCUGAGCUCAUUGCCCUCACGGAAGCAUGUAAGUUAGCUGAUGGCUCAUCUGUUACCAUCUUCACGGACUCAAGACUCCUACGCCAGGACACUCAAUUCAGGCGACCCAUCUCAGUGCGGAAACGUGUCGGAGUUGGGCUGUAUUGGCUAGCAACGGGGGCAGGAUACUGCACGCUGGCUAACCUGUUUGGCAUCGCCAAGUCCUCUGUGUGCGCAAUUGUGCACGAAUUUUGCAAGGCCGUGCGCCAAGUCCUCAUGCCCGAGUUCAUAAAACUGCCCGAAGGAGAUGCCCUCCAGAAGGUCCUACAAGGCUUCCAAAUGAGGUGUGGUUUUCCACAGUGCGCUGGAGCAAUUGACGGGAGUCAUAUCCCCAUCAUUGCCCCAGAAGAAAAUCACGUUGACUACUUCAAUCGCAAAGGAUGGCAUUCGGUUAUUCUGCAGGGAGUUGUAGAUCAUGAGUUCUGUUUCACCAACAUCUACACGGGAUGGCCUGGAAGUGUCCAUGAUGCCAGGGUUCUUAGGAAUUCCUGUGUCUUUGCAUUGGCAGAGAGAGGGGAGCUUUUUCCACCAGACACAGUGGAGAUCAACGGUGUCCAAGUACCAAUCAUGCUGCUUGGUGACCCGGCGUACCCCAUGCGGAGCUGGCUGAUUAAAGGGUACACAGAUACAGGGAACCUGACAGUGCAGCAAAGGUACUUCAACAAGCGACACAGCAGAGCCAGGGUUACGGUGGAAUGUGCAUUCGGCCGACUGAAGGGGCGAUGGAGAUGCCUGGGGAAACGGCUGGAUGUGGACAUCUCUACUGUCCCUACCAUCAUAAGUGCAUGCUGCACUCUCCACAAUGUGUGCGAGAAGCAUGGUGAGGCCUAUGAGGAACCUGGUCAAGCUAUUCUUCAGGACAACAGGAUAGCAGAUGGAGAGGCACAAGAUGCUGCUGAGCCAACAAGAGUCAGAGAGGCACUGGCAGAGUUUUUUUACAGCCAACACUGA